AUGUGUUCUCUUGUUGCCUCAUUUAUACAUCCUGCAUUAGGUGGAGGUUUCGGUUUGGGAUACAAGAUUCAGUUCGGUUACGACUUUGUCGGUGACAGCUACAACGGAAGUAACUCGUUUGUGCCUGAUCCAGAUCCGCUUGAUUGCGGAGGACAUGGCACUCACGUAAGUGGUAUCAUCGGUGCCAUCGCUCCUACGUUUACAGGCGUUGCUCCCAAUGCUACUCUUGGUGUAUAUCGAGUUUUUGGAUGUAAUGGUGGAUCUGGUAACGAUGUUAUUAUUGCUGCCUUUAAUGCUGCUUAUCAAGCUGGUGCUCAAAUUAUUACUGCUUCUCUUGGUAGCCCUUCUGGGUGGACUGAGGAUCCGUUAGCAGUAGUUAUAAACAGAAUUGUUGAUGCCGGUGUAUCUUGUACUUUUGCUGCUGGUAACGAUGGUAAAGAAGGAUUAUUCUUCGCUUCGACGGCAGCAAACGGCAUCAAUGUCACUGCUAUUGGGUCAGUUGAUAGUAUAACGACUCCUCAAAUGCUGUACGAAGGCCGCUUUACUAUCAACAAUUCAGUUAACACAACUUUUCAAUACCUUCCUGCAAAUAAUCCUUUUCCUGAAAAAAUUUCCGGAUAUUCAUUGUACGCUCUUGAUUAUAAUAUAACGAAUCCGGCUGAUGCUUGCACUGAAUUACCAUCUGAUACGCCAACAUUAUCAGAGAAGAUUGUUCUUAUUCAUCGGGGUACUUGUACCUUUCUUAGUAAAAUAGCUAAUGUUCAGAAAUUUGGUGCUCAAUAUAUCAUUAUCUACAAUAAUGAAAAUCCUAUGAUCAAUCCCCAGAGUCCAAGCGAAGUGUUUGCUGGCAUGGUUUCAGCUGAACAAGGUGGUUACUGGAUCGCUCGUCUUCAAGAAGGUCUAACCGUCAACUUUUACUUCCCGGCUAAUUCGACAGCAACUCUUAUCAAUCCAUCCAACAACAUCACUGGCGGCUCAAUGAGUAUUUUCUCGUCAUGGUCUCCAACCAAUGAUCUGUACGCUAAACCAGAAGUAUCUGCUCCUGGUGGAAAUAUAUUGUCAACUUAUCCUCUUCAUUUGGGCGGCUAUGCUGUACUGUCUGGCACAUCUAUGGCCACACCUUACAUUGCCGGUGUCAUCGCUUUAUACAAGAAUGCAAAAGGCCCGCAAACAAAGAUCGAUUCCCUUACUCUCAGACAUAUUCUUGCCACCACGGCCACUCCUCUGUUCUUCAACGAUGGAAAGAAAACUUAUCCUUACUUAGCUCCUGUUGUUCAACAAGGAGGCGGUUUGGUUAAUGCGUUUGCCACAAUACAUUACACUACUAUUAUUAGUCCAAGUACUCUGAACUUGAAUGAUACUAGUUAUUUCAAAAAGACAGUUAGCUUCACCAUUUCCAACACUGGCUCAGCGGCCGUAUCCUAUACCCUCAUUCACAAAGGAGCUGCUACUGCCUACACUUUGGAUGUCAACACUACUUUACCUCAAAGAUUUCCUCCUGAACUCACCACACAAUAUGCCACAGUUAUUAUCUCACCAUACGUGUUGACUAUUCCUGGUAAGAGUACAGCUGUCAUUAGAGUGACCGUCACUCGUCCUACGUGUCUCGAAGCAAAACGCAUACCAGUCUACUCUGGUUAUAUCUAUAUUCAGGGUAGCAACAAAGAAAAUUUUCAUUUACCUUAUGUCGGCCUUGGUUACAAUAUGAAAUGUGUUGUAGUCACUGAUUUUGAAAAUCAAUUUCCGUACAUCUCGAAUUCGUCCGAUACCAGUCAAAAUCCAAAACCUAUUGGUACCAAUCAGACUUUCAUUGUUAGCAAUGGCAUGCCUACCAUAAAUUGGCGACUUGUCAUGAGUUCGCCUCUCGUACGAGUUGAUAUUCUCGGCAGUGGCAAGCAGAUCAACGUCGCUGAAAUGAACAUUCUCGGUAGCAUUCCUGAUUAUCCAUCAUACUGGGUUUCUCGAAACUAUUUUAUUAAAACUGAUACAAGUCCACUGUACUACAAUGUGAGUUGGAAUGGAACUCUCAGUACGGGUAUUCAAGUACCAGCCGGUAAUUAUAGAUUCUUAUAUCGUGCACUCAAAAUUUUUGGGAACCAAGACAACAAGAAAGACUAUGAGAUCUGGACAAGUCCGAUGUUUAAUAUACAGUAUGAAAAACAUUAA
Rotaria sp. Silwood2 is the source of this 2166-nucleotide messenger RNA. The record is from the annotation of a GenBank genome assembly. NCBI's taxonomy places the organism in Eukaryota, Metazoa, Rotifera, Eurotatoria, Philodinida, Philodinidae.